Molecule: messenger RNA, 396 nt
Organism: Closterium sp. NIES-65
Lineage: Eukaryota; Viridiplantae; Streptophyta; Zygnematophyceae; Desmidiales; Closteriaceae
Source: the annotation of a GenBank genome assembly
AUGUGUCGCCACGUCGCACCGAUGGAUGAUAGGACUGCAAGCUUGCUUCGGCCGCUCGUCUCCUUCGAGACAUUUCGCGCACGCCCGAGAUGUGCUGGGAAGUCGGUAACGACUCGUGCAAGGCGGCAUCGCACCUCUACACUCGCCUCCGCGGGGAAGCUGUACCAUCUUUUUUUGGGCGAGUUCCUGCGAGUUCGAUUCUGUGCUGGUGCCAAGCUUUUAAGCUCGAACCGUUAUAUCUGUGCGCCCAUCACAAUCUGCCGUGUUAUUACUCAAGUUGGGGCAUUAUUACUCGAGCAUUAUUACUCAAGGUUAAAGAGACCUACUCGAUUCAGCUUAGAGUUAUGUUUAUGGAAAGGUUUCAUGAUUGAGAUGAAUGGAUCACAUUUGUCCUGA